AUGAAGCUGACAACCGUCUUCGCCGUAAUCCUCCCGAUAGCACACAUAGCAACAGCCAAGAUCACCGGUUUCAUGGCGCCCUCCACCAUCGGCGCGGGCGACAAAGUCAAGAUUGUCAUUACGACAUCGUUCAAUGGCACCAGCGUCACUGAGGUUGCUCAGACCUUUGGUAUCGCCAACGGAAACGCGGGUAAUCCAGAAGGCAAAGGGCAGACCCUAAGCGCAAAAUUCUUGGGUUUCGACAACUCGAACAUCAACAACAACAUCAACCAUUACAUCAACAUUCCUGCAGACUGGCCACAAGGCAGUGCCGACAUUGCGAGUGUCUUGUUUGAAAUCACUACGGCCCCGGGGAGUCCGAACGUCCCGCUCAACAUUUUCAGGAACUUUAAACUGCCCGUGACUGUCGGGCCUUUGAACUCGACGAACGCGGAUUAUAGAAUGAGCAUGGAGUUCACGCCACCGGCCUCUAACUUCACGGGGCGGCUCGGCUGA
Molecule: messenger RNA, 495 nt
Organism: Zasmidium cellare ATCC 36951
Lineage: Eukaryota; Fungi; Ascomycota; Dothideomycetes; Mycosphaerellales; Mycosphaerellaceae
Exons: 1
Coding region: 1-495 (164 amino acids)
Source: RefSeq, a predicted model, not a curated record